Marmota flaviventris (yellow-bellied marmot) is the source of this 5384-nucleotide messenger RNA. RefSeq names its product ERCC excision repair 6 like 2 (gene Ercc6l2). Lineage: Eukaryota; Metazoa; Chordata; Mammalia; Rodentia; Sciuridae. Gene Ontology annotation, molecular function: ATP binding. The record is from RefSeq and is a predicted model, not a curated record.
AUGGAUCCGGAGGCCCCGAGGUCGCGCGCGGAAUCCGCCCCCAAAGACAGGUGGCUUCCAGGAGAAAGAUGUCUUGCUCCUUCUCCACAUGAUGAAAAACUUUGUGAAGCAAGCAUAAAAUCUAUCACAGUGGAUGAAAAUGGCAAGUCAUUUGCUGUUGUCUUAUAUUCAGAUUUUCAAGAAAGGAAAAUACCUCUUAAAAGACUUCAAGAAGUAAAAUCUGCUAAAGGUUGCCCCAGGAGUUUUAUAUUUGAUGAUGAAGAUUUGGAAAAACCAUUUUUCCCAGACCGAAAAUUUCCAUCAUCUGCUAAUGCCUUUAAAUUAUCUGAAGAUGGAGAUUCUAUUCCUUAUACCAUUAAUAGGUAUUUGAGAGACUACCAAAGGGAAGGAGCUCAGUUUCUCUAUGGACACUACAUCCAAGGAAGAGGAUGUAUUCUGGGUGAUGACAUGGGACUUGGAAAAACAGUUCAGGUUAUUUCAUUUCUGGCUGCAGUGUUGCAUAAAAAGGGAACACGUGAGGAUAUUGAAAAUAACAUGCCAGAAUUUUUACUAAGAAGUAUGAAGAAGGAACUGCUUUCUUCUAUAGCAAAAAAGAUGUUCUUAAUAGUUGCUCCUCUUUCUGUCCUCUACAACUGGAAGGAUGAAUUGGAUACCUGGGGAUAUUUCAGAGUCACUGUUUUACACGGUAACAAAAAAGACAAUGAACUGCUUCGUAUAAAGCAGAGGAAAUGCGAAAUUGCUCUAACAACUUAUGAAACACUGCGCUUGUGUCUGGAUGAACUUAACAGUUUGGAGUGGUCAGCUAUCAUUGUGGAUGAGGCUCAUAGAAUCAAGAAUCCAAAGGCGAGAGUAACAGAAGUAAUGAAAGCGCUCAAGUGUAAUGUUCGCAUUGGCCUCACUGGAACCAUUCUUCAGAACAACAUGAAGGAACUGUGGUGUGUUAUGGACUGGGCUGUGCCAGGACUUUUAGGUAGCAGGAUCCACUUCAAGAAGCAGUUUUCUGACCCAGUAGAACAUGGUCAGAGACACACAGCAACAAAAAGAGAACUAGCUACUGGCCGAAAGGCCAUGCAAAGGCUUGCAGAAAAGAUGUCUGGCUGGUUUCUCAGGCGAACCAAGACUUUCAUCAAGGAUCAGUUGCCUAAGAAGGAAGAUCGGAUGGUUUAUUGCUCUCUGACGGAUUUCCAGAAAGCUGUCUAUCAAACAGUGUUAGAAACAGAAGAUGUCACUCUGAUACUUCAAUCUUCUAUGCCUUGUACCUGCAGCAGUGGCCGGAAAAGGAGAAAUUGUUGUUAUAAGACCAAUUCCCGUGGUGAAACGGUACAAACCUUGUGUCUCAGUUACCUCGCAGUCCUUCAGAAGGUGGCUAAUCAUGUCGCACUGUUGCAAGCUGCCAGUACCUCCAAACAACAGGAAACACUUAUCAAAAGGAUAUGUGAUCAGGUAUUUUCCAAAUUCCCGGAUUUUGUGCAGAAAAGCAAAGAAUCGUCCUUUGAAACUCUUUCUGAUCCUAAAUACAGUGGGAAAAUGAAGGUUCUUCAGCAGCUUUUAAAUCAUUUCCGAAAAAACAGAGAUAAGGUUCUUCUCUUCUCUUUUUCCACCAAGUUGCUUGAUGUGCUCCAGCAAUACUGUAUGGCAUCUGGGCUGGAUUACCGGCGACUUGAUGGAAGUACAAAAUCAGAGGAAAGGCUCAGGAUCGUGAAGGAGUUCAACAGUACACAAGAUGUUAACAUUUGCCUUGUCUCUACAAUGGCUGGUGGACUCGGCCUCAAUUUUGUUGGUGCCAAUGUUGUUAUAUUAUUUGAUCCAACUUGGAAUCCAGCCAAUGAUCUUCAAGCUAUUGACAGAGCAUACAGGAUUGGACAGUGCAGAGAUGUUAAAGUGCUUAGGCUGAUAUCCUUGGGAACUGUGGAAGAGAUCAUGUAUCUACGACAGGUAUACAAACAGCAACUUCACUGUGUGGUAGUUGGAAGUGAAAAUGCCAAGCGAUAUUUUGAAGCAGUUCAAGGAUCAAAAGAGCAUCGAGGAGAACUUUUUGGGACCUAUAAUCUCUUCAGACUAAGACCCCAAGGAUCUUGUCUUACGAGGGACAUCUUGGAGAGAGAAGGCCAAGUGGAAGCAGGAAUCAUGACUGCCACAACAUGGUUGAAAGAGAGACCUCCAGCACACAACCCAGAAACGCCCAGGGAGCCUGAUUGUCAAGAACCCAGAGGACAAGACCCACCUGCAGACCCACUGGCAGUGGACGCCUGUGAUCUCUGCAGUGACUUUAGUGAUGACGAGUCAGUGAGAGCCUCAAGAAUAAAGACUUCUAACGGCAAAGCAUCUGACGCAAGCAAAGCUGCAGGUUCUUCAGGGCAGCUGACCUUACUCCAGUGUGGCUUCUCUAAACUGUUGGAGGCAAAGUGUACAGCAGUUAAAGAUGGCAAGGGAAAUACUGCGUCUGGUGGUGAAAGUUCUGAUGAGCAGCCCAUUUGCCUUCCAGCAGAAGCCAAAGAUGCUGGUUGUCAGAAAACUCAGGACACUGUUGGUACUUCAGAACACCAGACAUUAGAUAAAAUCCUAAAUUCAAAUGAGAAACGUGUUUUUGAUAAAAGUGAGAAACUAUUAGAACAGAAUGCUUCUUCUGAGUCUGAUGUUGAAAAAAACUCUUCACAUCUGGUGGGACGUCAUUGCAAUAUACAGAAUGGCACAGAAUCAGAAGAUAGUGAUGUCAUCUUUCCCACACAAUAUGCAACUCCACGAUUCCCUAACAAUCGAGUAAGGAGUAAGCAACUCUUAGAUGAAUCUGAAGAUUCUGAAACAGAAAACCCUGUAAAAAUAAGAAACAAUGGUGAUGGUGAAGAGACUAAUGACAGAAGACAUGGACUCAUUUCAAAAAAUUUAAAUCCUGAGAACAGGACCCUGAAACCUAUUAUGAAAAGCCAAGACACUGGUGAUAUUAGUGACGAAUCUGAUGACAUUGAAAUGUACCCCAAGAUGAGGGUAAGAAAACAAAGAUCUACUAGUCGAUUGAGGCUUAAGAGGAAAAAGGAAAACAAAAGACAACUUUACAAUUUUCCUAAAACAAUGAAGAAAACAAACCAAUUGUGUGCAACAGAUGAGGGUAGUAACUCUCAAAUUAUUGAUGACUUUUCAUCAUCAGAUGACAGUAUAUCUGUCAGCCACUUCAGUGGCUCUAAACAGAGCCAUACAGCAAAAACUAUAAAAGACAAAAUCAGUUUCUCUGCACAAUUGCCUAGGCACCAUAAAAAAAUUAACACUUUUAUACCAAGAAAACCAAUGAAAUUUUCAAAUGAGAAAGUUGCCAAUCAAGAGCAGAUGUAUGAAUCAAUGGAUAAACUUUUAGGUGGUGUUCAGGAAGUGGCUUAUAUUCACUCAAACCAGCAUGUGAUAGGAUCCAGCAAAGCUGAGAAUCAUAUGAGCCGGUGGGCAGCACGUGACGUGUUUGAGUUGAAGCAGUUUUCCCAGCUUCCUGCUAACAUAGCUAUUUGCAGUUCUGAGACAUAUGAAGAAAAAGCGAACCCAGCUACAGUAACACACACGAGGACAGACCAGCCACCGAGUGAAGGACCCGGUUCCUCUCCCCUGUGCGUUUCACACCCUGUAAGUCAGAAGAAGAAAAAAGUCUACCGUACAGACCAGACGACCUUCAUAAUUGGAGAAACACCAAAAGGAAUCCGCAGAAAACAAUUUGAAGAAAUGGCUUCUUUCUUUAACCUGUCUUCUGUAAAGGAAUUCGCUAUACAUAUAACUAACGCCACUUCAGAAGAACGACAGAGAAUGCUAAGAGACUUUUAUGCUUCUCAGCAUCCGGAGGUGAAAGAAUUUUUUGUGGAUUCUGUUUCAGAAUUCAUCAAAUCUGCCCACAAGGAAGGAGAGAGUACCAGAAAUAAAUGUAAAGAAAGAAACUCUUUUAUAAAAAGAAAACCAUCACAAUCUAAAAAUUUGUCCUUUAGAGAUUGUACCAACCAAAUUUCUCAAAUUUGCAGUCCAAAAGCAUCUAAAGGAAAAUCAGUUAAGUUUCAGAGUGACGGUGCGUGUCAGGAAGAGGCACUUUCCAGUGAUGCAGAAACUGCAAAAUCUCCUAUUAGCUCUGCUCACGAGAUUGACAGUGGGGACGAUGGGCGAGCCUCCAGAGACCCGGCGGCCUCCCGCUCUCCCAAGGGCAAGUCAGAGGCACAGGAGAGGCAGCUGGAAAAUACCAAGCAAGCCCCAAAGGACCUCACAGGGACGGGCAUCUCAAGAAACAGACCCCUUUGCAAGUCAGAAGACAAAAAGGUAGAAAAUCCAGAGUUCGGAAAUGCUUCUGUGGAAGGCUUGCUUGGUGACACCUCUAUUCUCGAUGACCUCUUUAAAAGUCACGGGAACGGUCCCACACGACUGCCAAAGAAGGUUCUUUCAAGGCCCAUGGAAAAAGCAAAACAGAGACCAAAAGACUUCUGGGACAUCUUGAAUGAGCAGAAUGAGGACAGUCUCAGUAAACUGACUGACGUAGCGGUUAUAGAGACCCUGUGUGCAAAAGCACCUCUUGCCGUACACUGCAAAAGGAAGGAAAGGCAGGAAACUUCCCUCUGGAAACCCAAUGAGAAGUUUCUGUGGAAAACAUUGAACUCCAGUGAUACAGAGGAGAACACAGCUAUCACACAGAGAGAGUGACACACGAGUGUGUGAAUGAAUUAGUACACCAGAGAGCUGCCGCCGUCAGUGUCAUCAGCACUGUGUCCACACUGAUGAUACUGUCCCAACACAGUGGUCCGCUUAUAUUUUUAUUAAAUUCUUAUUUUAGGGUCUGUUAGUUUUAGAUGUCGUGAUUUGUUUUCCUUGAUAUGUGACUUGAUCUUUUGGCUUUAGUUUUGAUUUGGGCACUGGGGACUGAACACAGGGCCUCUCCACCACCAAGCCAUGUCCCCAGUUCUGUUUGUUUAUUUGUUUGUUUUGAGACAGGAUCUUGCUGAAUUGCUGAGUUUGGCCUCAAAUUUUCAGUCCUCUUGCGUUAGCCUUCCAAGUUGCAGGGAUUACAAGCAUGCACCACUGUACCCAGCUCAUAUCUGGCUUGAUCUUUCAAAAAAUAUGAUUAUAUUAUAGUAUAAACAUUAUGAAAUGAAAAAGAUUCUAGAUUUGUUAUCAGAAGACCUUCUGUAACUUUAGAUAAGUCACUUUCCCUGGUGUACAUUCAUUUCAUAACAUGAAAGAUUCAGGGUUUGAAUCUUUCAAGAAUAUCAGUCAACACAAAUAUCCUUUCAGUUUGAAAACCCAAUUCACUCUCCCAAGUGCCUUUUAGUCAUAGGUCAAAUCAUGCCCCCACAUCAGGAGGGAUACCCUGAUGUGUUUCUUCCUUAAAAGCGUCUGGAAAAUCAUUAAAUGCUUUCCUUUUCCCUUGG